Messenger RNA from Zophobas morio, 2675 nucleotides. RefSeq lists its product as uncharacterized. The record is from RefSeq and is a predicted model, not a curated record. The transcript is spliced from 7 exons. Lineage: Eukaryota; Metazoa; Arthropoda; Insecta; Coleoptera; Tenebrionidae. The coding region runs from base 1 to 1617 and encodes 538 amino acids.
AUGCAAGGCAGUCAUACAUGUUCUGUACACGAAUGUGCUGCGAGAUUGAAACCCAUCUUUAGGUUUCCACACCCAAAUCGGGGCCUUGAUCGGUUUCUCGCGUGGGUUAAAGCCGCGAAUAACCCAAAAUUCGUGGUUUUGACCCACGACCAAAUUCACCGAAGGGGGUACAUUUGUUUCCAGCAUUUUCAACCCGAGGAUUAUGUACCAGGAACACAAAGGCUGCGUCGAUCUGCAGUACCAACCAUUUUGCCUCCUCGAGAUGAUAACGAACUGCGUUCAUCACUCGAAGCAGAUCAGAUCGACGUGUCCAAUGUAGGGCCACAAACCAUUGAUCUCACUUUCCUCACUCCAGAAAAAGAAUGCCCGUACUUUCAUGCAAUAGCAAAUUUAACUCCACGUACGAGACGAACUCCAAGUUCUCAAAGUUUAGCUACUAAACUGGAGACUCUCGGGGGUAGAAGUGCAUGGAGUACUGGCGUUCCAGUGCGACAACUGAAUUUUGGAGCAGAAGAGGAUGGGAUCAAUGAGCUCCCUGGUGCUGGGCCUUCGGGGUUACAAAAUAUUCCAAAAAUAGAUUUUGCUGGAAACUUUGUACCUGCCAGGCAGUCGGUGGAUACUUCCAAGUCCAUGACCAAGACUCCACGAAAAAUAUUAGAUCGGCUGGGGAUCAAAGGGACCACCGUCAAUUUUAGCAGCAAUGAAACCCUGCUGUACGUGGAGGCGAAACGCCUGCAAAGGCAAGUGGGGAGACUGCAGAGGCAGGCACAAAAGCGCAAAAGCGCACUUCAUUCUGUUAAACAACUUCUGCGAGAUCGACAACUGGUUCAUCUCGUGGAAGGGUUGUCUCCCCUACAGCAGAGAUUUUUUAACAGCCAGAUUAGAAAUGUAAAUCGUAAACCGAAAGGCAGAAGUUUUACGUUUGAGGAGAAGGUAGAUGCCAUUGCCAUUUGGAAACAUGGCCCAAAAACGUAUAAACUUCUGUCAAGAAUGUUUACGCUGCCGUCUAUUGACACUCUGAGGGCAACCCUAAAUAAAGUUCCAAUAGAACCGGGUAUCAACAAACCCAUUUUCGAAGUUCUCAGAAAGCAAGUAUGUCGCAGAAUGGACAGUAAGUACAAUUUAUGUACUCUCAUCUUUGAUGAAAUGUCCAUUCAGCCUCACCUCGACUACUUGCCUUGUGAGGACAGAGUUGUGGGUUUUGAAGAUCACGGUACAACAAGGUCGGAAAAAAUUGCAGACCAUGUUUGCGUAUUUAUGCUAAGAGGAAUUUUCAAAAGGUGGAAGCAGCCUGUUGCUUUUGCUUUUUGCAAAAACUCUAUGUCUGCUGCAAACAUUGUCCGUUUUUAUAAAGAGAUUGUGAAAGAAGCAACAGCGGUCGGCUUAAACAUCAUUGCUUCAGUUUGUGAUCAAGGUAUUACAAACAGUGCCGCAAUCAAUAUGCUUUUACAAGAAACCAAACGACGUGCUAUUUUGGGAAAUGAAGAGGAAGUUGAAGAGAAUGUGAUAAGAAUUGGUGAUCACGAAGUUAUCCCUCUCUUUGAUCCUCCUCAUCUUCUAAAAAGUAUGCGAAACAAUCUUCUCACCAAAGGGAGGGUAUUCUAUGCUUGGUGGUAACACGUCUUCCACGACUGUUUGCUGGUUACCGGUGACACUUUCUCGUUGAAUAGGGCUGGAGUUACUUUGGGACUGGAAUAGUGUUCUUUCCGGUCCGUUAACUCGAUAAUUCUAGUACAGUCUGUCGUAACCUCAAAUCGUAAACACAUUAAACUUUCGUUGACAGUUCCUACAUUUGAUAGCGAAAAUUACUAGCCUCGCGCUAUCUUUGUUUAACACAUAGGUUAGGUUCCUCUCUGUCGAAUUCCGACCACAGGCAGUUUGCCGUACUUUCUAAAAGUAAUAGUAGAUCCACGACCUGCUGCAUUAGUUAAUACGGCCUGUUCAUAACUGUAGUUCCACUGUAUCCUCCGAUUUUAGUGAGGGCGCUAGCGGAUGGGCGCAUUUUAGGAAUUUUUAUUAUUUUAUGUUGGUUGGAUGGUACUCACUGUUUUUUGGUGUCAAAUCUGACAUUCAAAUUAAAAUUCUCUUGAGAAUCUUUAAGCGCGCUGAAAGUAGUUAUUUGUGAAGUCCAUUUGUUAUUGUUCGUUGUUUUUCUUUUUGAUUUGCAGUUUUCGUUCCAUUUUUAUUUGUUUUGUGGUGUUUCGUUCCCAUUUUGUCGUUUCAACUCGUUUAGUGUUUCGUUAUUAUUUCAUAGUUUAAUUAGUGUUUGUUUUUUGUUGUUUUGUUCCUAUUUGGUCGUUUAACUUCAGUUAGUGGUUCGUUAUUAUUACAUAGUUUAAGUUGUUACGUUAAUUUUACUGGGACGAAAAUGCGGUUCCACAAAAAAUGCAUUGUGCCCCAGUGCCCUGCCAAGUACUCAAAGUCUUUCCAUCAGUUUCCCUCUGAGCCCCUCUUAAGAGAAAAAUGGCUACAUAAAGUAGAGAAGUUUUGUUCUCCAACGCAGCAGAUCGUCAGUCAGUACUCAACCAUUUGCAAUUUGCACUUUAAACCCACAGAUUUUAAGUUUGCAGCAAAUGGUAGUAAACGCUUGCAAAAAAAUGCAGUUCCAACAGUUUUUCAUGUAUAUUUAUUUACAUUUUAAACUUAACAGAAAUAAAAUUAUAGUUUUUAUAGGG